Messenger RNA from Pimephales promelas (fathead minnow), 1974 nucleotides. RefSeq names its product splA/ryanodine receptor domain and SOCS box containing 4b (gene spsb4b). Gene Ontology annotation, biological process: intracellular signal transduction; proteasome-mediated ubiquitin-dependent protein catabolic process. Lineage: Eukaryota; Metazoa; Chordata; Actinopteri; Cypriniformes; Leuciscidae. Gene Ontology annotation, cellular component: SCF ubiquitin ligase complex. The record is from RefSeq and is a predicted model, not a curated record. Gene Ontology annotation, molecular function: protein binding.
CUACGCUAACGUCACUCGCUAAGUAGCUCGCGGAACAAAAGCCGUCAGCGCGGUCUGUUCCUCCCCGCCGGAAGCCAGCGACAAUACGCUGACACGUUCGUUUAGCUUUAAAGUUUGUUUUAAACGAAUUUGUCAAGUUAAAUACGGCCGUUUACAGUGUAGAAUAGUAAAUCUCGGGACUGGUGGCGAGUGUUUUUGUCUGCGCUGAAGCUGCGAGGGAUUCUCGCGAGAGAGUCCAAGGCCUAUUAAAGCUCGUCCUCCUUCAGUCCUGCAGUGAUCUGGAAGGAGAAGCAAUGCAUGCAGGUGCUGUCUACUCCGAUCCGAACGACUUCUCAUGCAUCGUCGUCUCUUCUGAUUGGCUGACGCUCUCCGGUCCACCCUGCUCAUGAGGUAACCCCGGCUGUAGUUGUUGACGCCCGUGGCUGGGCCGUGAUGGGGCAGAGGGUGUCGGGGGUGGUGAAAUCCGCGGAUGAGCCGGAGACAGGCGAGCUGCCGUAUCCGCCAUUGUGUGCGUCGUUCAAUAGACGCGGCGUCCCGUUACCCAGCCGUCUGGAGCUGCUGUUGGACAUGCCUCCGGCGGGACCGGAAAUCCAGCUGCUGCACACCUGGAACCCGGACGACCGCUCGCUCAACCUCUUCAUCAAAGACGAAGACCGGCUAACCUUCCACCGCCACCCGGUGGCCCAAAGCACGGACUGUGUGCGGGGGAAAGUCGGCUUUACUCGCGGCUUGCACGCGUGGACUUUGCGAUGGCCCGUUCGGCAGCGCGGGACGCACGCGGUUGUUGGGGUCUCAACUUCUUUGGCUCCGUUGAGAGCCGUCGGAUAUUCGGCCCUAGUCGGUAGUGACGCCGAAUCCUGGGGUUGGGACUUGGGACGAGGCCGACUGUACCACGACAGAAAGAGCCAGACCGGCCCGGCGCCGUCGUACCCGCAGUUUAUUGAAGACGAAGAUGAGGAAGGGACGUUCUCCGUGCCCGAAGAGGUUCUGGUGGUGCUGGACAUGGACGAAGGCACACUGGGAUUCUGUGCCGACGGGAACUACCUGGGCGUGGCGUUUCGUGGACUGAAAGGAAAGAGGCUGUACCCGAUCGUCAGCGCCGUGUGGGGUCACUGUGAAGUCAGCAUGACCUACAUCAACGGAUUAGACCCUGAACCCCUGCCGUUGAUGGAGCUGUGCAGGAGAGCAGCGCGACAGGCUCUGGGUCGAAACCGAAUCCAUCACAUCCAGUCUCUGCCACUGCCACAGACGCUCAAGAACUACCUGCAGUACCAAUGAGACUCACACACACACACACACAGAGCCAAAAAACUGGACACCUGCUCAGAAAUGAUCCCUGGUGCUGGUGACUUCAGUACUGUAGAAGCUUUGUGCUGUGCACAGAUCGACGUAUAGGGACGGACGCUACCGAAUUGAGCAGCCAGACGACGAGUAUCUAGUUUUUAUACAUGAUUAUGAGGUGAUUGUAACAAAUAAGGCGUUUGUGUUUGAGAACGACUCAAGUUCGUGUCUUCCAUGGAAAUAAUUUUUUUAAGAGCUGAUGAUUUUGAUUUUCCUUCACUUUUAUGUCAACAACGAUAGACUUGGGUUUCUGCACAUAAAUCCAGCAUGAUAUUUUAUUCCAGAAAACAAGUCGUUAUUGUCUUCACUAAUACACACACAGUGCCUGAGAUCUUUUAUCUUUUCUGUUUGUUGUUUGUUUUUUGCCUCUCCAAGCUGUAAUCAUGACGAAGCUGAUUAAAUCGGUUUUCAGAUGUUUUAGCGUAUAAACGCGAGUAUGCGAGUUUGAAAUGUGCCGCGGCGUCUGUGAAGCAGAUUUUUACAGAUCUGAUUUUUAUAUGAAUUUGAUGUCUGCCAGAGCAGUCUGUGUUUUGGGCCUCCGGGUGGCGGUGGAAAACCUGCAAGAUGGCAGACACGACUUUGCUUAUAUGUGACUUUUGAAAUGUGAAUAAAAAUAAAACUCAAAACCCAAAA